CGUCAAUUCCCUGCUGGAAGGGUAUGUUAGCUAUGGUGACGGCAGUGCGAUUUUAUGGUAUCAAUGUGUUGCAGUUAGAUUGUAAAAACUUGUUUAAACGUACAACAGUGGAAGUGUAUUCGAUCUUUGAUGGUGGAUAUGCUAAACUGGCAUAGGGUAUUUAUAAACACCGGCAGAUCCAAUGUAGUAUUUUUGUGUUUUUCCAUCAACGUAGAUACGUAUGUACGUAUGGACACAUGUACAUAUGAACAUAUACACCACGACACGUGUCAAACUUAAACGGAAUCUAAUCAAAUAUUGAUACCAGUGCUUACCCGAAGAUGGAAAAAAUAAUCAAUUAGGUGAUAAGUGUUUCCUAGCUGAAUAAUUAAAUCCGAAAAGUGUUUCCUGAAGCGCAGCGUGGACAAAAGCAGCCUGGCGCAUUUGUGACUUUUUGAAUGAAAAUGGUGCUGCCUGCUUUUAGGCUUUUGGUCUAUUGAAAUAGCAAUUUCGCUUUCAUCAUCGGGCGGGCAAAGUUUUUGCUCGCAGCCGCGCUUCCUGGUCAACAUAAUCAAAAGGACUAGCCUCCACCGGGAAAACAGAAUCCAUGGACAUAGAUGCAACACAAAUGGAAGACUUUCUCUUUUUUGAAGAAAGUGUUUGCUUUGUCUCUCAAUGGGACAAUAGUAGCUCCUUUCUGCUCUUCAGUGAUGCCCACCGGUAGAUGAAUCAAGGAAUUAUAUACAUCAGAAAAAGUUAUUUCAUUUGAAAUCCAUAACACAAAAAUCCAAUGGCUUCGAAAAGUGUCAGCAUAUACUAAAAAGAAUUGGAUUAAGUAUAGCAUAUUUUUGUACAUUGUUUUUAAGCAAGCUAUAGAAGUACCAGCACUGUCACUCGCUCUUUCUCUCGCAUUCUCUCGCUCCCUCUCUUGCUGCGGAAUGCGGAAGUCAACUUGUGUGCAGGAGCAUAUAAAUAGUGGGACCAAUCGCAGGACUCGCUCACUCUGCUCGGAGAGCUUGGAGUGGACUGCCAGCGCUCCGGACGACGCGCCUUAAAUUAGGCAAGAACAAUUUGGUUAUUUGGCGCAGUAUGGACUUGCUACGCUGACUUACUACUUACUGUCAUGCCAAGAGACUGAGGUCGAAAGGCAGCUUGGGAUCUGGAAAAGAUGGAGGCCACGCCGGGCUACCAGGACAUCAGCGCUCUGGAAAAAUCGGUGGCCAAUGCAGGAUCGCAGCUGUACACGAUGGCCCACAAACUGCACGCGGUGGAGCGCAGCCUCGAACAGACGACGAUGGAGCAGAUGGACGAGAUGGAGGUCCUCGAGUUGCUCGAGUCGAUGAGCGAGGUGACCAACGAGUAUCAGAAUCUGCGCAAGGACAUUCGCGAGGUGCAGCAGUUGCAGCGUGACGUCAGCAGCUCCAUACGGUUCCAAAUGCGCAGCAUGCAGCAGACUUUUCACACUCUAAAACAGCGGAUAGCUAGCUCCCAGAAGGGUCGCAAAAAGCCCAAGAAAGGGCUCGAUGGAGCAGGGGUUGGGAUUCAUGAAUAAUCAAUGACCCUAUUGAUUGGCCCCCCUGGCGAAUAGGUGCGGUAAAUGUGUCAAUGGGGACGCAAAUGUAGGGACUAAAUUUACACCAAUCUGAAGCAAUCAACUGUGUAACUAUAUAUCGCAAGCCCACUCCAAGCAUUUAGACUCGGAAGCAAAUCCUAUACUUUAUAUACAUGUAUACACUUUAAGAAAGCCACAACCAUUGUAUGCUCAUUAAGCUUUUUUUUUUUGGUGUUUUAUUCCAGUGAUAGACAGGAAUAACGAAAACUUACUGCUCUAAGAACACAAAAACACAAUGCUUAACAUAGGUUAAAACCAUGUACGAUGAAUAGGGUUCUUUAGGGCGAACCGGAAUGUCUGAAUGCACUUUUCCAAAUUUUGCCUUAACAUAAUAGUAUUUUGAGGUAGUUUUUGAUACGACACGUUUUAAAAGAUAAUAUGUAGCAGACCGUACAUAUUUAGGCCACACACAAUGAUUAUUCUUGUGUUAGUUUCAUUUUUGGAGAUUUAUUUGUUGAGCUCUAGAGAAAAUAAAAGUUAGUUAAACCUCGAGA
This is a messenger RNA of Drosophila simulans, 2085 nucleotides long. RefSeq lists its product as uncharacterized. Bases 1148 to 1531 code for a protein of 127 amino acids. The transcript has 2 exons. Lineage: Eukaryota; Metazoa; Arthropoda; Insecta; Diptera; Drosophilidae. The record is from RefSeq and is a predicted model, not a curated record.